Molecule: messenger RNA, 486 nt
Organism: Schistocerca piceifrons (Central American locust)
Lineage: Eukaryota; Metazoa; Arthropoda; Insecta; Orthoptera; Acrididae
Product: seminal vesicle major clotting proteins-like
Exons: 2
Coding region: 1-486 (161 amino acids)
Source: RefSeq, a predicted model, not a curated record
AUGGCUUGCGAGGACAGCACGGCUUCUCAACUUGAGAGGACAGCUCAACUUGAGAGGACAGCUCAUCUAGAGAGGACAGCUCAUCUGGAGAAGACAGCUCAUCUAGAGAGGACAGCUCAACAUCAGAGGACAGCUCAACUUGAAGGAGAGGUCAACUUAAGAGGACAUCUCAACUUGAGAGGACAGCUCAAGUUGAGAGGACAGCUCAACUUGAGAGGACAGCUCAACUUGAGAGGACAGCUCAAGUUGAGAGGACAGCUCAACUUGAGAGGACAGCUCAACUUGAGAAGACAGCUCAACUUGAGAGGACGGCACAACAUGAAAGGACAGCACAACUUGAGAGGACAGCUCAACUUGACAGGACAGCUCAACUUGAGAGGACAGCUCAGCCUGAGAGGACAGCUUAACUUGAGAGGACAGCUCAACUUGAGAGGACAGCACUACUUGAGAGGAAAGCACAACUUGCGAGGACAGCAAAGCUUGUGA